Molecule: messenger RNA, 2550 nt
Organism: Plasmodium fragile
Lineage: Eukaryota; Apicomplexa; Aconoidasida; Haemosporida; Plasmodiidae
Exons: 1
Coding region: 1-2550 (849 amino acids)
Source: RefSeq, a predicted model, not a curated record
AUGGCGGGCGAUGUCAUCGAUUUCGUCUUCACCCUCAUACUAGAUACAGAAAUAUAUUUUUGCGUAUUCGUGUUAUUAACCUAUUUAACAACUAGGAAAAUAAAUAAAAUAAUUCAAUCCAAUUUUUACCAAAAAGACGCACUCCUAAAUAGACUAUCGAAGAAUUUCUACAUAACAGAUGUGAAGGCCUACUUUAGCCCCCUGAAAUAUAUGCGUAAGAGUGCACUGUAUCACACGUAUUAUUUGUCGUCCGUUCUGGUUUUAAUUUAUUUAUUCAGACUGUAUUCUUCCUACAAACGAUGGAUUAAAUUUUACUUUUUUUCCCUAUUGAAUAUUUCUACCGACCCCUCCGCACUAUCUGAUCAUGAUGAUUUUGAUGCCCACUACGAUGGAAAAUCGAGUCAUUUUGGCAUUGGCCACUUGGUUGCCUUCCUCUUGGGCAUCAUUAUUUCGUUCAUAUAUUAUAAGUACCUUUGUAAAAUAUUUAAAGGGAAGCACAAAUAUGUAAAGGUGCACAAGUCCAGUUUGCUGCCCCAGUGUUUUGAUCUAGCCAAAACAAAUUUCAGGGAAUACGUAAAAGUGAAACCAAAGAAGGGAUCAAAAUUUAAGUUCCAUUUGGACACCAACAUUAAGGCGCAUCCCACAUUAAGUAGCGGGCCUGCUGCCACCGGAAAUGGAAAAAGCGGAAACGGCAGUGGUGCUGGUACCAGCGCCCCCACCCCAGUUACUCCAAAGACAAAGAGAAACAUCCUGUUCCGUAUGUUCGACAUCGGGUACCUUAAGAACCACGUCCUCUAUGAUGAGAAUGUACUCUACGAAGAUCAACUGAAGAACAAGGGACAGACCGACCAGAAGAACAAACGACAGUUAUGGUUACUGUUUAUCAAGUUAAUGGAGAAGCUCCUAGUAGCGAUCAUCAAUUUAAUUAAUAUAAUAAUAAACGAGAUUGGAAAGGGUGCUUCCGGAAAAACGGCUCAACCUCCUGCUGGUCAAGCUGCCACUAGUCAAGCUGCUACUGGUCAGGAGGGGCCACAGACCGCCGCUGCAGGGGGUGAAACUGCGCAGGAAGGGAUGAAACAAACGGUGGAUGGAGAAGCCACUAUGGAGGAGAAUAAACCAGAAGAGGAAGAACCCACUACAGGAGUCAAUCAGCCAGAGGAAGAUGAACACACUACGGAGGAGAAACAACUAGAGGGGGAAAAUGGCACUACGGAGGAGAAACAAUUAGAGGAGGAAAAAGCUAUUACGGAGGAGAAAGAAACACAGGAGGAAGAAGCCAUUACAGAGGAGAAACAACAAGAGGGGGAAUCCCCUGAAGCGGAGACCAUACCGACCCACGUAGAAUCCCCUACAGAGGGACAAUCAAGCGAAACCCCUCCACAGGAGCAGAGGCAGGAAAAAGACAGCCAAAGUAUUAUGACACAGAUAAAGGAAGAAGCAAUGAAAAGUAGUGACAUGGAGUACAAUGACAUAAAUCUGUGCGAACUGGAUUUAAACCCACACGAUCAAUUCGUGUGCAACUCCCAUUACCAUUUUAAGAGCAUCGUAGAAGUGCUCAUGCUACACAUGCCCAUGUAUUUCCUAUUCAAAAAUAAGUUCUACGCAAAAGCAUUAUUCACAAUAGCCAUGUAUAUUUGGAAUUACUUAGUCUGGAACUUCAUAACCCUCCUAGCCAUGAUCAAGCCGUCACUGUUCGUGUACUACUACGUACUGAAUGAACACAUAAAUCAUAUCCUAUUAAAGAACAUCAAUGAACACGAGAAAAAUAUAAUUUUGCACUUCUUCUACGGAUUCUUUGUUGCCUCACUAAUAUAUUUAAAAUUUCAUUUCAGCUUGGAGUUUAAGUUGAUAAAAGUAGACCACAUGAACCACUUCCAUAGAAUGAUUAACGGAUGCAUAGUACAGGCACACAAAUUGAAGUCGACCGGAAUAAUUAAAAAUUUUGAAGCCAUGAAAAUUUUCCCUUUAUGUAUUGACUAUAAGAAAAAAGGGAUCUUCAUAGACAGAGGACUGCUGCGAACAGCUGCGGAACUCCAACUUGUACUAAAACAAAGAAAAUUAAAGAAUGUAAAAAUAUGCUUUCGCAAUAUUAAGCAAAUUGCUAAAUAUUGUGAUGAAGAUACUGCUAUGGAAAUGUUUAAACAACUGAAAUUUGUCUUAGUGAAUGAAUUGCCCAAUCAAGUUGCACUAAACCUCUCUCAUAUGAUCUCAGAUGAAAUGUACAAUCAAAUUAAAACAAAUUGCAUCGAUCCGUCUUCUUCGACGCAAUCCAAGAAACACCCACCUGAUUGCUUAUGCGAAAUGCUGAAAAAAACUGGCCUUCAUGAUUAUAUCAAAGCGGCCAUGAGUACUGAAAACUGUAAAGCAGAAAACGAACCCGCGGAUCGUGGCCAAGCUUAUGUAGAUACGUCCGACAAGGCAGAUGCAAAAAAUGACAAAUUGGACGAGCAAGGAGAGGAUCCCGUGAAAAAAAAAAAAGGGUCCCAAUCUUGGAGGGUAGUCCAAAUGUUCGACAUCGGGAAGCACCAUCAGAAGGAGCAAAAAAAAUAA